This is a messenger RNA of Megalopta genalis, 862 nucleotides long. It is a transcript of the gene RpL15, whose product is annotated as ribosomal protein L15. Lineage: Eukaryota; Metazoa; Arthropoda; Insecta; Hymenoptera; Halictidae. Gene Ontology annotation, cellular component: ribosome; cytosolic large ribosomal subunit. Gene Ontology annotation, molecular function: RNA binding; structural constituent of ribosome. Gene Ontology annotation, biological process: cytoplasmic translation. The record is from RefSeq and is a predicted model, not a curated record.
UCUAGUUACCUAUCUAUGAUGCUGUCUGGCCAAUGCCUCGAUACGUGCAUGCCGCUCGCCGCACGUCGAACCGAAGCUCUUUCCUGUUGUUCCAGUUGUGAAGGGGAUUCGCAAUGGGCGCAUACAAGUAUAUGCAAGAACUCUAUCGUAAAAAGCAGAGCGAUAUGCUCCGCUUUUUACUGCGAGUUCGAUGCUGGCAGUACCGUCAGUUGACUAAAAUGCAUCGUGCCCCGAGGCCAUCCAGACCCGACAAAGCUCGCCGUUUAGGCUACAAAGCCAAGCAAGGUUUCGUCAUAUUUAGAAUUCGUGUAAGGAGAGGAGGACGUAAACGUCCUGUACCCAAGGGAGCAACAUAUGGCAAACCCAAAAGCCAUGGUGUAAAUCAACUGAAACCGACCCGGAAAUUACAGUCCGUCGCAGAAGAACGCGUAGGCCGACGUUGCGGAGGUCUACGAGUGUUGAACAGCUACUGGGUUGCUCAAGAUUCUACGUAUAUGUACUAUGAAGUGAUUCUGGUUGAUCCUGCACACAAGGAAAUUCGUAAUGAUCCAAAGAUCAAUUGGAUAUGCGAUGCUGUUCACAAACACCGUGAACUUCGCGGAAAGACCUCAGCUGGCAGAAGCUCACGAGGAUUGGGCAAGGGACACCGUUAUUCACAAACUAUUGGUGGUUCGCGUAAAGCGGCAUGGUUGAGACGGAACUCGUUAUCGCUACGCAGAAAGCGAUAGACAAUUUGAUAUUUACAUUGUUAAGACUUCUGCGAACAAGAUACAUCAUUUUAUUGAUAUAAUACAGAAUUUUAUGUCGAUAUUAUGUUAUAUCCUGUACGAAAUAAACAUCUCUUCCGUACGAAUCACCUUUA